Messenger RNA from Marasmius oreades (fairy-ring Marasmius), 1764 nucleotides. RefSeq lists its product as uncharacterized. The transcript has 5 exons. Gene Ontology annotation, molecular function: cysteine-type endopeptidase activity; cysteine-type deubiquitinase activity. Gene Ontology annotation, biological process: protein deubiquitination. NCBI's taxonomy places the organism in Eukaryota, Fungi, Basidiomycota, Agaricomycetes, Agaricales, Marasmiaceae. Bases 1 to 1764 code for a protein of 587 amino acids. The record is from RefSeq and is a predicted model, not a curated record. Gene Ontology annotation, cellular component: nucleus; cytosol.
AUGUCCUCGCCCCCACAAUGGGCAGUUUGGUCUCGUCGCCCACGGGAUCCAACUAAUGCACCAUCUCUCAUUUUCUCUUUAAAAGCCAACCCUCCACAUCGCAUCCUUCAAUACGCUCUCCCAGACCCGACUCCCCCAGCAUCUCCGGAACUUUCUCCUCUCAACCUCUCUCCAGAAGAGCUCUCGUCAGGAGACAGCGAAAUUACCACUACCGUUCCCACUUCUCCUGCGUCUGUCAGCACAUCAGUAUCUCAACCCAAAGAACCAAGUCCUCCCCCAAAAAAGUCGUGGGCGUCAUUGCUUCAGCCUUCGGCCUCUUCCUCUGGUUCCGGAAAGAACCAGCUCCCCACAUCCUCGAUUGUCGGCUUUUCGAUUCCUGCCUCGGAGACAUCUGCUUCAGCUGCACCUUCGAUUGCACCGGUAUCAACCACAAAAAAAGCGGCGCUUUCGGCAUUACUUGGCGGUGCCACUUCAAACGCCUCCGAAAUUCACAUACGACCCAGAGGGCUGACAAAUACGGGCAACAUGUGUUUUGCAAACUCCGUGUUGCAGGUUCUGCUGUAUUGUGAACCGUUUUGGAGGUUCUUUAGGCAGUUGGAUGGACUGCUUCCGUCUAUCGGAGGAAGCGAGGAAACGACUCUGUUACGUGCAACUGCAGACUUCAUACGCGAUUUUCUGCCUCCGACCGAGCAAAAUUCCUCCCAGGAUAGCAACGUAAAAGUGAACGGUACAAGAAGUAAGGGGAAGGAGAAGGAAAUUCAAUCUGAAGAAUGGGAAGAACUUGACGCCUUCAUCCCGAACUAUAUAUAUGAUGCUCUCAAAUCGAAGAAACGUUUCGAGAGCUUGAUGGGAAGUGGGACGGGAGGAAACAACGGAUAUCAGGGACAGGAGGACGCUGAGGAAUUUCUGGGGUUCUAUCUUGAUACGCUGGAAGAGGAACUUUUAGCACUAUCCGAACGCAUUUCUCCGACACGGAGUCGCUCUUCAGCCGGAGCAGUUGAAGAACAUGAAGAAAACUGUCCACCAGAAAAUGAAGAUGGGUGGUUAGAGGUGGGUAAGAAAAACAGAACAAUCGUGACUAGGACGAUUAAAUCUGCGGAGUCUCCCAUAUCACGGUUGUUUGGCGGAAAGUUCAGAUCGACAUUACGGUCGCCUGGUCAGAAGGACUCGGUAGUGAUCGAAGACUGGAGGUCGUUGCGCGUUGACAUUCAGGCGGACUCAAUUCAUUCAAUAGAAGACGCGCUUUCUCAUAUAUCCGAUCCUCAAGCGAUCCAAAGAUCUCAUCCUACGUUACAAGAUACAAUGAUCGAUGCUAGCCAACAAAUUCUGAUAGAGGCUCUUCCGCUCGUUCUCGUAGUUCACCUGAAGAGAUUUUGUUACGAUGUCGGCGCCGGAGGGGUCAUGAAGGUCGCGAAACAAGUGACAUUCCAAGAGGAGCUGGUAAUCAGUGGAGACGUGUUGACGCCAGCAGCCCGAGGCAAAAAGCGCCCCACACGUUUCAAGUUAUUUGGUGUCAUAUAUCAUCACGGUGUGUCUGCGUCGGGGGGGCACUAUACACUGGACGUUCUACAUUCGAGUCGAUUUCCAUCGCGCAUUACAACGAAAGCAAAUGAACAAGCUUGUCCACGGGAAGGGUGGAUACGGAUUGACGAUGAACUUGUUUCUGAUAUCCGGCAUGCAGAUAUAUUUGCUUCUUCAGCAUUUGAGAGGGAUGAUGCAGCGUCGAGAUGCGCUUACAUGUUAUUCUACAAGCGUAUUAGAUAG